UUUCAAAUUCUUUUCCUCUACAGUUUUCUUCUCCUUUUACGUCACUCAAAACAAAAUAUGCAAGGCCACCGUCCGCCCUCCCGUCCAGGAGGUGGCGGCUCCGGUGGUGGAGGUUCCGGUAGUGGUAGCGGAGGCUAUUACCGUCCACCGCCACCAUCACAACCUCCUUUAAACUCAGAUACCAAUUUUUUCCUCCAGAACCAAAAUUUUUACUUGCAGAACUUAGCCAACACUCUCCACCAAAACUUUCUUCACCAACAAAACUUCAACGGUUACUUCCCUUUCCUUAACCAAAACUCUAAUUUUCCAAUUCAAAACCCUAAUUAUCCUAUACCGCAGCAACAGCUAUUUUUACCUCAGCAAUUACAACAGCAACAAAAUUAUAAUAAUUUCCAAUUUCAGAACCCUAAUUUACCUCAGCAGAAUUUAAUCCCGCAACAAACCGCACAAAAUUCGUGUCCUGAAACAUCAAAAACAGCUGAAGAUAAAAUCGAACAGCAACAAGAAUUAUCCGGCAAUGUGCAGAACGAUUCAGCUCAGCAGCAGCAGCAGCAGCAGAAGCAGGACCAGAAAUCAGUUCAGCGACAAGAGCUUCAACAAAUGCUAUUUCACAAUCCGAAAAAGAAAAUCCCGAAACAUAAGCAACAAGAAGUUGAUAGAGUUAACGUAGUAGUGGCGAAGGUGUGGAAGGAUCUUCUUGCAGCUAAAGAGAGUGUUUCUGCAUGGAAAGUGUCGCAGGCUGCACUUGUUGAACUUCAAGUUGAGUCAUGGGAUGCUUUGGGGUUCCCAAUGCAGAGCGUGCCUUCGUUGCACGGGCUUAUUCUCACCGAAGGGAAGAUCAAUUCAUUUAUUCAUUGCUUUGCUGCUGUUCGGAGAAUUGCAUCAUUGUAUGAUUUGGAGGCUGCAAUUUGUGAGAAUGAAGGUAUUGAGCGGUUUGAAGAACUAGAAUUGGGCCCUCUGUUGAGGCAUCCACUGGUCUUGCAUUAUUUUUCAGUAAAUUGUGAUACAACUGAGGUGCCGAAGAUAACUACUGAAGACGUGAUUCUGAGCCUUCAUGAGUAUAUGGAUACUUCCAAGGAAAAAGAAGUAAUUGUUGAUGAAUUUCUGGAUUUCAUUGCGAAGAAGCGAUCUGUGAAUGGGAAAGGAAAUCUUGGUGUGCGUAUUCAAAGUUUAGGGAUGCAUAUCAAGUUCAUCCUGGAAGCGAAAAGAUCAAAAAAUACAAAUUUGAAGAAAUGUUUAUCAGCAAUUAGCGCACCGUCAAGCAUAAGUCAUCGUAAAACUCCUAAUUUACAAAAAAAGGACAUAGAUGUACGUUUUAGUGACAUCUCUAGACGUAUUGAGUCUUUUGGCUAUGCGCACAUGGGUUUCCAAGGAAAGCACAUUAGAUUUGACUCAUCAAGCUCAGAAGAUGAAGAAAGUAAUGAUAGUAUGGAAGAAGAUAAAAUGAUCAAGAAUGGUGACAGGAACCAUUUUUCCUUACAAAAUGUCAAUAAUACUGAUAAGGUGAGUACCUGUCCUUACCCAUCUGCAACUGAAGAAAUGUCACGGCUGGGUUUGAAAGGUGAAACAAGCAGCCAAUCUACUCUCAGGAAGCAUAAGAGUCACUUAAAGCGCAUAAAUGAUGAGAAUACACAAAGCUCGUUGGAAAGAAAGAAAAGAAGAUUUGAAGAGCUAAGUAGCAAGGUCUUUGCACCUUCCACAUUGCUUAAAGGAGAUAAUGCUAAGCACAAUAUUCAUCCACUUGAAAAUGGCGAUAAGAAUGAGGUGGUCAGCACCAUAAGUGAAAGGAGCUUUUCAUUAUCUAUGGAGUCCUUGGUAACAUUUAUCACAACUUGGAAGGACGCAUGCAAGGAGCAUUCUGUGAAUGAGGUUCUUCAAAAAAUGGUUGAUUUUUAUAAACCACUGGAUGUUCGAGGUGGCCGAAGAAUUAAAUCGCAUUUGUAUUCAUUCCCAAGUAUUGGAUUACUCAAUGUUGCUGUGGAAGCUAUGAAAUCUGGAAUGUUAGAUAGCAUGUAUGACGCUUUGCAAUCUGUAACCCAACUUGAAUCACUUGAUACCUUUUCUUCAUAUGAAAGCAUUGAUGUUGAACCAGCUGAAAAGCAUGGACCGGCUGUCAAUCACCACAAACUAAUGCAAACACAGAGUGUUACAGUUCAAGAAAUUCUUGAGAAAAUUACCAGGUAUUAUGAGCUUGAUCACAAACUGCUAACGGAAGGCAACUUUAUCUCUUUGAAGAAGCUUUGCAGCUGUGAGCUUUGGCUGGUUGAGCAAUUUGGGAUUAAGGAAUUCAAGUUCCUUGGCCAUGGGGAAUUUCUUAAUUUUAUAUGGAAACAUGCUUCCCUAUUACCUACUGAGUUACAGGAGCUAUUUGCAGGUAAUGUGUAUAAAAAGCCGCCUCUGGAGGUUUCUAUGCUCCAGCAUCAGUUGAUGUUUUUAUUAUCACAAGCUUCAAACAAUUUAUGGGAUGGUGAAACUAUCUCCAAGCAGAUGAUUUCUGCAUUGCUUAUCAAUCAAUUUCCUUUAAUUGGUUUUAAAGUUGUCGAAAAUACCUCAAUGGAUGAGUUUCUAAAAGCUAUCGACGAAUACAAGAAUGAUGUAGUUUCAAAAAGUGUCCAGUUCUCUGCUACAUUGUUAGGAGAACAUUACACUGGAGACACAUUAAGAGAAGACCAUACAGUUGAAACUGCUGCAGUAAGAGUAGACCGUGACAAUAAAAUGACAGUCUAUGAAUCCAUUACCUCUCAGAAAGCAGUUGAAGUUUUGCUUAGGGCACCAAUGUUGUCCGAUUUGAAGUCAUGGUCACAUUGGGACCUUAUAUAUGCUCCUUCUCUUGGUCCUCUUGUAGGAUGGUUGUCGAGUGAAGUGAAUACCAAAGAAUUAUCGUGUUUGGUCACAAAGGAUGGCAAGGUGAUUCGAAUUAAUCAGUCUGCUAAUCCAGAUUCAUUCUUGGAAGCAGCUCUGCAGAGAUCAUCUUACCAAACAGCAGUAGAACUGUUAUCUGUGCUAUCAUUGGCUGGGGGAGAAAAGCAUGUUCCCUUAUCGCUUCUAAAAUGUUAUGCUGGCCGUGCUUUUGAUGUCAGUUUCAAGAAUCAUUUUGAAAAUGUUGAUUUUCAGGAGAAUAAGAAUUAUUUGUCGCGUGGGGAAGUAGUUGACAAGGUUGCUAAUAAUUUAAGCGAUCAAUUGGACAAGAGUUUGAUCCAAUUGAAUCAAGCAGUGUCUGCUGCUUCAAGAUUUAUACUUAAUACUCUAGGUUCUUUUCCUUCUGAAUUUUGUGGCUUUGCAGCUGAUGUGCUGCUUUCUGGGAUGCUCUCUGUCAAUAAAGAUGCCCGUUCAGCAAUUUUGUGCGAAUGCAACAUAAAAGAACGAAUCAUGCUUCAUGAAAUAGGAUUAUCUAUCGGUAUAGUGGAGUGGAUUGAUGAUUACCACAAAUUUUGCUCCACAUCUGAGCCAGAAUUGGAAGAUUCUAGAACUGUGCUAAGCACAGCCUCUGGGCAGAAUGCACCAGAUAUGUAUUCUUGUGGCUAUGUGGAAACAACUUUACUUAUUGAAGAAGAUGAGCAUAACGAAGAAAGUACUGAAACUAGCCCCAGAAUUCAAGAUGUUACAGUUUUUAGCGAUGCAACAACCAUUGGUUGUGCAGAAAAAUCUUCUAUGUGUAACAAACAGAAGGAUGCAGCUCUGGUAAUUGAGUCUAUCAGGAGAGAUGAAUUUGGUUUAGAUCCAAACAUUUCAAGCACAGAGAGUACCAUUUUGAGAAAGCAGCAUGCUCGAUUGGGGAGAGCACUUCAUUGUCUUUCUCAGGAAUUAUACUCUGAGGAUUCUCAUUUUCUUCUUGAGCUGGUUCAGAAUGCUGAUGAUAAUAUUUAUCCAGAAAGCGUGGAACCAACCCUCACAUUUAUUCUUCAAGAAUCAGGUAUUGUCGUUUUAAAUAAUGAGGAAGGCUUCUCAGCUCAAAACAUCAGAGCUCUUUGUGAUGUUGGAAAUUCAACGAAGAAAGGAUCUGGGGCAGGUUACAUAGGGCAGAAAGGGAUUGGGUUCAAAUCAGUUUUUCGGGUAACGGAUGCUCCGCAGAUACAUUCCAAUGGUUUUCAUAUCAAGUUUGAUAUCAGUGAGGGUCAGAUUGGUUUUGUUUUGCCCACAGCUGUUCCUGCUUGCAAUGUUGACUUAUUUAGCAGGCUAGUAUCUGGAGAGGCUGGUCAAAAGUCCACUAGGCAUUGGAACACCUGUAUGCUCCUUCCUUUCCGGUCAAAAUUAUCAGAAGAAACUGCUAUGAAAAUGUUUUCAGAUCUUCAUGCUUCUUUACUGCUCUUUCUCCAUCGCCUUCAAUGUAUUAUGUUUCGAAACAUGCUCAAAGAUACACUCUUUGUGAUGAGAAAAGAAAUUUUGGAAAAUGGUAUUGUGAGAGUUUAUUGUGGAAAAGAUAAAAUGACUUGGCUUGUUUCAUCUCAGAAGUUGCAGGCUCAUGUUAGUCGCCCUAAAGUUCAGUCAACCGAAAUAGCCUUGGCGUUUACACUGGAGGAGUCGGAUAGUGGGGUUUACUAUCCACGUUUGGAUCAACAGCCUGUUUUUGCUUUUCUUCCUCUAAGAACAUACGGUUUAAAGUUUAUUCUCCAAGGUGACUUUGUUCUUCCUUCAUCUAGAGAGGAAGUAGAUAAGAAUGAUCCUUGGAACGAGUGGUUGUUGACACAGUUUCCUGGUUUAUUUAUCAGUGCAGAGAGAUCAUUUUGUGCUCUAUCUUGUUUUAGGGAUAAUCCAGGAAAAGCUGUGGCAGCUUAUAUGAGCUUUGUUCCACUUGUUGGGGAGGUGCAUGGUUUUUUCUCAGGGCUCCCUAAAGCAAUUGCUCUAGCAUUAAGAAGGACAAGCUGCCUGCUUCUGGAAGGGGACAAUUGUAAUAUGGUUCCACCAUGCAAUGUUCUGAGAGGUUGGAAUGAACAAGCCCGUUUUCUUCUACCUGAUGACUUGCUUCAAGAGCACCUUGCUCUUGGAUUUUUAGAUAAGAAUAUAGUCCUGUCUGAUUCACUGGCAAGGGCACUUGGUAUUGCGGAAUAUGGGCCUGAAAUUCUAGUGAAGUUUAUCACCUGUUUAUCUCGCACAAAAAAUGGCCUAAAGUCAAUGGGUCUUGGUUGGUUAUCUUCUUUACUCAACACUCUUUAUGGUAUGCUUUGUAAUUCUUCUGGACCAUCUGAUAUUAUAGAUAACCUUCGGAAGAUUCCAUUUGUACCCCUCUCAGAUGGUACAUUCAGCGCGCUGGAUGGGGGUACAAUUUGGUUAUAUUCUGAUACUUUAAGUCUUGUAUUUGAUGGUGCACGGGAGCUUGAGGCUUUUCCUCAAUUAUAUGCUAGGCUUAGGACUGUAGAUUCUGCCCUCUUUUCUGUGUCAGCUGUGGAUAGGACUUUGGCGGACAAUAUGGCUAAAAUGCUUCUAAAAAUUGGUGUUCAGCAGCUUUCUGCGCAUGAAAUUGUGAAGGUUCAUGUUUUACCAGCUUUAUGUAAUGCUGAAAUCAAUGAUAGGAAUGAGACUUUAAUGAUAGAUUAUCUCUGUUUUGUAAUGAUCCACUUACAAUCUAGCUGCCCUCACUGCUGUGUUGAACGGAAGGACAUUAUAUCUGAGUUACAACACAAAGCUUAUAUACUGACAAAUUUUGGAUAUAAAAGGCCUUCUGAAACGCCUCUUCAUUUCAGUAAAAAAUUUGGAAAUCCUAUCGAUGUUAAUAAACUGAUUAAUGUUGCGGAUAUGCAAUGGCAUGAAGUUGAUAUCGCUUAUUUGAAGCAUCCGAUAAAUGAUUCACUUUCCAAUGAGCUGAUGAAGUGGAGAGUCUUUUUCCAGGAAAUUGGUGUUACAGACUUUGUUCAAGUUAUUCAAAUGGAGAAAAAUAUUUCUGAUAUACUUCAUACUGUUUUGAAGGAUGUAAAAUGGGAUGCUAAGCUGCUUUUGCCUGGAUCAGUAUCCAAAGAUUGGGAAUCCUGUGAGUUAGCACAAUUAUUGUCAAUCUUGUCAGGGACUGGUAAUAAGGAGUGCUGUAAAUAUCUCUUGGAGAUUCUCGAUACAGUAUGGGAUGAUAGCUUUAGCGAUAAAACCUCUGGCUACUGCAAUUCAGAAUUUAGUGCUGACAGCAUAACCUUCAAGUCCUCCUUUUUAGGCAGCAUCCAUGAUGUUCCAUGGGUAGUAUCAACUAUGGAUAAUAAACUCCACUACCCUAAAGAUUUAUUCUAUGAUUGCGAUGCAGUACGCUCUGUCCUGGGUAGUUGUGCUCCAUAUGCUCUUCCAAAGGUGAGAAGCUCAAAAUUGUUGAGUGAUAUUGGCUUUAAGACUAAAGUUACACUAGAUGAUGCUCUGGAAAUUUUAAGAGUAUGGACGGAAUCAGAAACUCCUUUUAAAGCCAGCAUAGGACAAAUGUCCAAAUUUUACACAUUUAUAUGGGAUGAAAUUGCUGCGUCAAAGAAUCAAAUCUCAGAGGCACUCCAUUUGGCACCAUUUAUUUUUAUUCCAUAUGAAUCUGGUUCAAGGCAUGAUGUUCUGGUUUCUGGUGUAUUCUUAACUUCUAAAGAAGUUUAUUGGCAUGAUCCAACCGGCUCCACCGACCACAUGAAGGAGAUUCAUCCUGGGAACAGCUUGACAGAACUGCUUCAGCGUCCCUUAAGCAAGACGUUAUGCAAUAUUUAUACAGGACUUCACGACUUUUUCGUGAAAGAGUGUGGAGUACACGAGAUCCCUUCCUGUCGCAGCUAUCUUGAUAUACUAAAACAAUUGUCAACUUUCGCAUUACCUUCACAGGCUGCUGGCACGGUUUUCCAAGUCUUUUUGAAGUGGAGUGAUGACCUGAAAUCUGGAUUACUAAGUUCUACAGAUAUCAUAUAUAUGAAAGAAUGUCUUCUGAAAUUGGAAUGCACAGUGCUUCCCACUGUAGGUGACAAAUGGGUUUCAUUACACUCUUCAUUUGGUCUGCUGUGCUGGUGUGAUGAUAAAAAAUUGAAGAAGAGAUUUAAAGAUAAGGACAAUAUUGAUUUCCUAUACCUGGGCGAUCUUAGUGAUAAGGAGGAAGAUAUGCUUCGAGAUAAAAUGUCUGAGCUUUUGCAAGGCUUAGGGAUUCCUGCUCUUUCAAAGAUAGUAACUCGCGAAGCAAUUUUCUAUGGUCCAGUAGACUCCAGCUUCAAAGCCUUACUAGUUGAUUGGGCUCUUCCUUAUGCUCAACGCUAUAUUUAUAGUGUAUACCCUGAAACGUAUUUUCAACUUAAGCAAGACUCUGGAUUUAGUGAUAUAAAGCAGCUGAAGGUUACUGUUGUUGAGAAGUUAUUUUACAGGAAUGUGAUAAAAAGUUGCAAUAUUACAUCUAAAAAGCGGUAUGAAUGUAGCUGUCAUCUGCAGGGUAAUACUCUGUAUGUAAAUUCAGAAUCAGAUUCACAUGCAUUGUUUUUGGAGCUUUCUCGUUUAUUUUUCGAUGGCUCUUCAAAUUUACAAUUGGCAAAUUUUCUUCAUAUGAUCAAAACCAUGGCAGAAUCUGGCUCUACUGAGGACCAAACCGAGUUCUUUAUUGCCAACUCCCAGAAGGUGCCAAAGCUUCCUGAUGAUGAAUCUACUUGGUCACUCCCUUCCUUUUCUUCGUUGACAGAGAUUGAUGAUUCACUCGAAAAAGACGUUGCAUCAGUGACAGCUAACGAGCACAAGAGCUCAAAGUCCAAUGUGAAAUUGGGAAGAACCUCUAAUUGGCCACCUGCUGAUUGGAAAACUGCACCGGGUUUUGACUACGCUCGUGCCCAUGGAUUUAACACCCAGCCUGCUGUAUCACAUCCUAAAGGUUCAGGUCACAGUAUGGAGGAUGAUUCAGAGGACAUUAGUGCACAAAUAGAAACACUGCCAAUUGAAAUUGAUGCCACUUGGACCAUUGAAGAGAAUUCUGUAGGACCAAUGUUAGACUCGGAUUAUCCGGAUGGAGAUCUUUCUCAGGAUUGCGAUCAGUCUGUAAAUGUCGAUAAUGCAUCCAGGGGACGUGAUCGGGGCUCUUCUAAAUUUCUCAACAGAGAGAAGUUGAUCACUGGGACACCUAAUGCGGCACAACUUUCACGUACUGGAAGACUCGGAGAGCAAGUUGCUUUUAGAUAUUUGUCGGAAAAAUUUGGCAAGAAACUUGUCAAAUGGGUUAAUGAAGACAACGAAACCGGGUUACCUUACGAUAUAGUUAUUGGGGAGGAUGAAAAUAGUAGGCAGUACUAUGAAGUUAAGGCCACAACUUCUUCAAGGAAGGAUUGGUUCAUUAUAUCAACAAGAGAGUGGCAAUUUGCAGUUGACAAUAGUGAAGCUUUUAGCAUUGUGUAUGUUGUUCUUUCAAGAAAUAAUGCAGCAACGGUCACAAUAUUUCCGAAUCCAGUCAAACGGUGUAAGAAAGGCGAAUUGCAAUUAGUCGUCAUGAUGCCGAACCAAAAGAAGGAAAGUACUCUUGUCUCUGUAUAAGUCAAAGUAACUGCAAACAUGUUCAAGGUGUUCUUGCUUACCCAAACCGAUUUCAUACCUUGGGAAGGUAACUGAGUCGGCUUGUUGUAUAGUAUUUCUCCGGAUUCAGAACACUUUCUAACGGAGAAUUUCGAUUCUUCUGCUUCUGAUUCCUGAAGUGUACACAGUUUUGCUACUGACUAUCGGUGAAGACGGUAAUUCUAUGUUCAGAGGAAGCAAUAAUCUGUGAGAGCACAGCCUUCUUAAAGAGCUGAUUCAAGAAUUUUUGCAUAAUACACAGGAAGAUUAAUUGUUUUUAAAUCUCUAAAUAGAGAAAUAGAGAAGUGUAUCUCAAAAUCUCAACACUGUAAAUAAAGUUUAUAUUGCCGAGAAAUCUCUGACAUUUAAUACUACACCCUCUUUUACAAUCUAAUCGAUUUAAGUUUUUUAGUUGAUAA
Molecule: messenger RNA, 8885 nt
Organism: Mercurialis annua (annual mercury)
Lineage: Eukaryota; Viridiplantae; Streptophyta; Magnoliopsida; Malpighiales; Euphorbiaceae
Product: protein NO VEIN
Exons: 13
Coding region: 58-8448 (2796 amino acids)
Biological process (GO): root development; embryo development ending in seed dormancy; leaf vascular tissue pattern formation
Cellular component (GO): nucleus
Source: RefSeq, a predicted model, not a curated record